This is a messenger RNA of Trachymyrmex cornetzi, 1307 nucleotides long. RefSeq lists its product as uncharacterized. The transcript has 2 exons. The record is from RefSeq and is a predicted model, not a curated record. The annotation marks the transcript as partial. NCBI's taxonomy places the organism in Eukaryota, Metazoa, Arthropoda, Insecta, Hymenoptera, Formicidae.
CAGCAGAACGUUUAGAAUGGCAUGCAGCGAAAUUCCUGAUUCACAUUCGUGAGACGUGCAAAGUAUCUCAUACUGCUAUCGAGCACAUUAUUGAUGGAAUACAAUCUCUGUUAACCGAGUUUUCAUCAGGUAUCUUAGAGCAGGUGAGCAGAGAGGUUCACCCAGAAACAGGACUGAUUCAUUUUGAUGUAUUACAACAAAUGUACAAGGAAACAUUUCCUCCGUCCCUUCUGUUUUCAUCAGUAGACUCCAAGCAUAAGCUCGAUAAAAUUCUCACACAAAAAUUUAACAUGGUGAUUCCAGAAAAAACUUUAGUUGGAACAGAUCUGGUGUGGAAGUGUAAACAUCCCACCCCAGGUGUACCUGAUCUCAUAGAAAAAGAGGUAUAUGCGUAUACAGUGCCAUUUUUAUCUAAUCUUAAAAACCUGCUAUACAAUGAUGAGGUGAGGUUUUGUGUCGACAAUCCCAGAUUGAAGGAGAACAAUGUAUAUAGGACUGUCUUGGAUGGUUCUUCUUACCAGAAUAAUGAUUUUUUCCGAAAAAACAGAAAUGCUAUUGCAAUCAUUUUGUUCUAUGACGAUCUUGAGGUGGUAAAUCCUCUCGGAGCAAACAUCAAAAAACAUAAACUCGCAAUGUUUUAUUGGACUUUGGCGAACAUUUACCCAGAAGUACGGUCUACAUUGAAAAAUGUUAACUUGUUGUCAAUAGUGAAGCAUAGUGUAUUAAAAAAAUAUGGCGUAGGUAAAAUCUUGGAAUCUUUCAUAACAGAUAUAAAAGUAUUACAAAAUGAAGGAGUCACAGUAAAUGUGAAAGGAGUAGAGAAAGUCUACAAAGGAUCCCUAUUAUUUGUAGCUGGAGAUACUCCUGCUUCAGCAUUCAUGGGUGGUUUCAAAGAAUCAGUAUCAGCCUACCGCCCUUGUCGUACAUGCAUGACAACUCAAAAUGAGUGGAGGAAUUCAUUCUCAAGUGAAAACUUUAUUCUAAGAGAGAAAGAGAGCCAUCAAGAGUAUGUACGUGUUGUUACAGAGCCUCAUCUCAACAAACGGACUAGAGCAUUUUGGUCGAGAAGAUAUGGAGUUACAAAUAGGAGUGCGUUAAUGGAUAUCCCAGAAUUUGAUGUUACGAAAUGCGUGCCACAAGAUGGAAUGCAUGUUUUGGCUGAAGGUGUUGUGGAAGUUCACUGUAGAGCGUUUCUCAGAUACUGUAUAGUGGAGAAAAGAAUAUUUACUAUUGAUGAUCUCAAUUCAAAAAUGAGGAACUUCAACUUUGGGCAUUUGAAAAGAGAUGCACCUGCAUCUCUAUUAGAA